GGCCAGGAAAAUUAGGAAAAUUCAAUGUCCUUAUAACACGCCUAGACUUACCGGAGACUUUGAAGUUUAUACUUAAGCCUUUGUUGCAGGAGCCAAAGGAAAUUCUCCAGAGGCAGAAAGGAGUUUGAACAGAGUAACUGAUAUGGCGUUUCAAAUUGUUGACAUCUAUGAGAGACUCGAUAUGGAGGCUCAAGAUGGGGAUAUUGAGGGACUCUACGAGCUGAUAGCAGAAUAUCCAAAUAUUUUGGAACAUUUUGAUAAUGUGUCUUUUUGUGAGACGCCAUUACACAUUGCAGCUGAAAAAGGGCAAACUCAUUUCGCCAUGGAGUUAAUGAACCUUAAACCGUCACUUGCUUUGAAGCUAAACGUCUCAGGUUUCAGCCCGAUGCACUUAGCACUUCAAAACAACCAUAUCCGAAUGGUGAGAGGGUUUUUGGCAAUGGACAGCAGCUUAGUCAGCAUCAAGGGAAGAGGAAGAAUUACUCCUUUGCAUUAUGUGGCCCAGUUAGGUAAUGAAGAGUUGUUGAGUGAAUUCUUGUUUGCUUGCCCAUCUUCAGUAGAAGAUCUGACCAUUAAGUGUGAGACAGCUGUGCACGUUGCUGUGAAGAGCCAGCAGUUUAUGGCAUUCAAGGUUCUUUUAGGAUGGGUUCGGAGAGUGAACAGAGAGGAAAUCUUGGAUUGGAAAGAUGAAGAUGGUAACACAGUUUUUCAUAUUGCUGCAUCCAUGAAUCAAACUGAGGUAAUGAAGUUGCUACGUAAUACCGUUAACGUAAAAGCCAAGAACUUGGAUGGUAAGACGGCAAUGGACAUACUCGAAACUGACAAGUCUCCUAUUUUCCCCAAAGCAACUACGCUUCUCCGCAGUGCUAAAGAAAGACUACUUUUUGGUCCCUCGAUGACUCUUGCGGGAUAUUUAAGUAGAGAACCAUCGACCAUUGAGGGGAAAAACAAGCUCUUGGGUCUGAACAAUUUGAGCAAGACCAAACAGGGGUCUCGAGAAUCAACCGAUUUCCGUAAUGCGAUACUAGUGGUGGCUGUACUGAUAGUAACAGCCACAUACCAGGCCGGUCUUAGUCCUCCUGGCGGUUAUUGGGAAGAUGACUCCCCUAAUGAUGGUCACACAGCUGGGCAGAUGACAAUGUCUUUCAACCUUGCCUUGUUUUUUUAUAUCUUAAACGGAGUUGCCUUCUUCUCAUCUCUAUAUGUGAUUAUGGUCCUCAUAAUUGGACUUCCCAUGUGGAUGGUACUAUAUGGUUCAACAGCGGCUCUAGGAAUGGCUAAUUAUGCAUCGUACAGAUAUACAUUCCCGCAUUUAGAUGGAUCAUUCGGGAAUAUCGCAUUAGCCCUCGUGUGGUUCGCAUACCCAGUGAUUACGGGAACUUUAUUAUUACGUUAUUUCAUGGCAUUCAUUUCCAAUAAACGUCGCCGGCAAGGAGUGGACUUUCCGGCAAGGUAUUUCAGCUCAGUUCAGGAGCUAUAGUGCUAAAGCGUUGACGCGCUCAAAUGUGUGUGAACUCUAUCAUCCGAAGUCAGAUUUCAAAUGUGUGUCUCUGGUUUGUUUUCCAAGUAUUUGAACUCUUUGUUUGGUUAUACUCCGAGUUACUUGUUCUAUGUUCAAUCAUUUAAUGUC
Messenger RNA from Brassica oleracea var. oleracea, 1630 nucleotides. RefSeq lists its product as uncharacterized. NCBI's taxonomy places the organism in Eukaryota, Viridiplantae, Streptophyta, Magnoliopsida, Brassicales, Brassicaceae. The record is from RefSeq and is a predicted model, not a curated record. The transcript has 2 exons. Bases 143 to 1480 code for a protein of 445 amino acids. Gene Ontology annotation, molecular function: protein binding.